Orbicella faveolata is the source of this 2889-nucleotide messenger RNA. RefSeq lists its product as uncharacterized. The record is from RefSeq and is a predicted model, not a curated record. Lineage: Eukaryota; Metazoa; Cnidaria; Anthozoa; Scleractinia; Merulinidae.
UGAUUAUGCUAAUUAGCUAGAGAGCGGGAAAUUUUACUUCCGGUUGGCGUCCACCUCGCUGUCUCCAGUGUUUGCUUAAGGCCUCUAAUAUCGCCACAUCAUUCCGUCAUCGGUUAUGAAUUUAUUUUGAACUUUGCUUUACUUUGGAACUUUGUGUUUGUGGAAUAGCUAUGAGUAUUUGUAGUGCGUCGGCAUUCUUUUGUGAAGACACACCACAAGAUCCGGACUUCGAGCGACACCACAAACAAUUGAGCCACCACCCAGGAGCGUGACAGGCGUUGAGCCUUCUCGUUUUGAGCAUGCGAAAAAAACAGGAUGUAGAAGAAAAAUGACUGAGGAGGGAAAGGCUCAUCAAUUAGGAAUUAAACUCGCCAAUCGAAAUUCCGCCUUUAGGAGAUUAAAGAAACAAAUUGAAAGAAUUAACGCGUUGCAUGACUCGCUGGAGACGACACCUGAACAAUUAGAAGAGAGAUUUCACUUAGACCAGUUGAAGAACGAGUUCAAUGACGCGCAUAAAGAUUUUGACGAUUUGCUAGAAUUUGAGGAGGAAAGGAACACUUCGUACCAAUGGUUCGAUAACCAGGAUCGGGAAUUCAUCGAGUGUACAAUUAGGGUCUGCGAACGCAUCCAGGCGUUAGAAAGUCCAAAUCGUCUGACAGGUCAAAAUUGAGUUCCUCCUCUAUGAAACACCUUUCUCUUGCUUUGAUUAAUGCGUCUGCAAAGUCUGCAAAGCUGACGCUGAAAUGGAAUUUCUUGAAAAGGAAAAAGAGUUCAAUCACAGCUCGAAAAGGAAUUAGCUAUCGCAAACGCAGAAGAGUGCGCAAUAAAAAGAAUUCUCGAGGAGGAGAAAAUAUCAGCCGGGGAUAGAGAGGAAAUUGGAAGUGUCAAGAAGGAGUUCAAAUCAGAUUUAAGCCACGAAAAUAUAAAAAGGGAGAGAAGCUUUUCUGUCAACCCGUAUGCUGCUCCAUUCGUUCCUAGAAGCCAUCCUACGCCUCAUUUUGACCUUUGAACUCAAAGCCUGUGCCACAAUUCCAGCGUAAUGAUGUAAACACAGCCAUUCAAGAGUUAGUCAGCCUACAAGCCAAGCAAACCGAAUUAAGCUCAUUACUAAUUAAUCAGCAAAAGAUCAGCCACCUUCUGGUAAAAGAGCUGCCUGUUUUCUCUGGAGAUUAUUUUGGAUAUCCAACAUUCACAACUGUCUUUGACUCCAUUAUAUCCCGUAAUGUGCCUUUAGACAGAGAUCGACUCUAUUUCCUUGACAAAUACACGAAAGGCAAGGCGAAUGAAGUAGUGAAAGGUUUCUUGGCUAUGAGCUCAGACAGUGCGUACGAAAGGGCCCGGAAUUUGCUAGACGAGUGCUUUGGUAAUCCCAUCCAUGUCACCGAGGCUUACAAGUCAAGUCUUAGAAGCUGGCCAAAGAUUAACGACGGAGACAGCAGUGGUAUCCAAGAGUUUUCUGAUUUCCUCAUUCGUUGUGAAGAAGCCAUGAAAACUAUGCAGUCAAUGGGCGACCUCAACUCGACAGAAACUCUACGACUUGUAAGCAGCAAACUGCCUUCAUACUCUGGAGUGAAAUGGUGCUGGCACGCUCACGAAGCACAUACGAAGUCUAAGAAGAUUGUCACCUUUGAAGAUUUUGCGAGGUUCAUUAAAGACAAGGCAGAGCUAGUGAAUGAUCCCAUUUUCUCACCGAAUGCUUUAAAAGCGGAGAGAAGGAAGUCAGACACCCCGUUCAAAAUGGGACGGAGAACCAGACCAAGCAAGGGUGACAGUAGUUCAAGUGCAAGCGCUUUCGCGGUAUCAUCCACGCAACCACCUGACAAUUUCGUCCCUCCUUCAAAACCGCCAGCAGAGCAAACAGAUCAGACCUGCCCCCUUUGUAACAGUCAGCACACUCUCGUUAAGUGCAACAAGUUCUUGAAGAAGUCCGUAGACGAUCGCAGCGAGUUUCUUCAAAACAAGGGUCUUUGCUACGGAUGCUUCGGAAAGGGUCUCAUGUCAUCAGGAUGUAGAAACAGAGCAACCUGCAAAGAAUGCGGAAGACAUCACCACACACUCCUGCACAUAGUGAACCCAAAUAACCAACAGCCAGACUCAAAGUUGCCAGCCACUCCCCAAGCCUCUAAUAAGAAGGAAACACCCAGUGAGAAAUCUCCACCCUCAGACACUGCCAAUUCAAACUUGAUCAGUGUAGUGAACAAUUCGUCCUCAGAACCUGGUAACGUAAUUACCAACUGUCGAAUCGUCCAGGUCGUCUUGUUCCAUAAAGAAAGCCCACUGAAAACAGUCAAGGUUUACGCACUUCUGGAUGAUGCAAGUGACACGACCUUUGUCACCACCCAAAUGCAACACAAGCUCAACAUUGAGGGUGUUGAAACUUGCUUAGAUUUAUGUACCAUGCUUGGUCGCAAGAGACUUGCAGUUAAAAGAGUCGAUGGUUUGGUGGUACAGCGUCUCAACAAAUGCGCCCAGGUUGAGCUGCCAAAGGCUUAUGCUAGAGAAAGCAUCCUAUCCAGACGAGACCAAAUUCCCAGACCAGAAACUGCCAACAACUGGCCGCAUCUUAUGAAGAUCAAGGAUAAAAUCCCACUGUACGAUGACAAAGUGGAAAUAGGCCUGCUCAUUGGUUGUAAUUGUCCUAAAGCUAUCAAACCGACAGAGGUCGUAAAAGGCAAGAGCGAGGAGCCUUACGCAGUUCGUACCUUGUUAGGAUGGAGCAUAGUAGGACCAGUUACGCCUACAGGCACCCCCGUGGAUGACCACGCCAUAGACUCCACCUGCCACCGAACCUUAGCAAGAGAAAUUAUUCCUGGAAGUCUCGGCGGCGAACUAAGCGAUGAAAUAGUGAAGGGAAGAACAUCAUGUUGGCACUCUCCUCACUCCACAUGA